CUAUAAUUUCUCUUAUGAUUUCUUUGAAAAUUAGCUAACCACCAUUCCUUGCUUCCCUUUCUCUCUCUCGAUUCCUCCAUAAAACCUCCAUUUUAAUUUUUUUUAUUCUCCUAGCAUUUUUUUCAUUAUAAUAUACUUAAAAUUUUUGCAGAGAUGAGUGAACAAACAAGUGAAAAUGAAGAGAUGGUGAUCCAAUCACCAAGAAGACCAGCCAAAUUGAACGAGCGAAUCCUUUCAUCCUUGUCCAGGAGAUCUGUGGCUGCCCAUCCAUGGCAUGAUCUUGAAGUUGGAUCUGAUGCACCAAACAUUGUUAAUAGUGUGAUUGAGAUCUCAAAAGGAAGCAAAGUUAAAUAUGAACUUGACAAAAAGACAGGAUUGAUAAAGGUUGACCGUAUCCUAUAUUCAUCAGUGGUAUAUCCACACAACUAUGGUUUUAUCCCUCGCACUCUGUGUGAUGACAAUGAUCCCCUUGAUGUCAUGGUCCUCAUGCAGGAACCAGUUGUUCCUGGUUGUUUUCUGAGAAUAAAAGCCAUUGGAUUAAUGCCCAUGAUUGAUCAGGGUGAAGCAGAUGAUAAAAUCAUUGCAGUUUGUGCAGAUGAUCCUGAGUACAAGUACUACUCUGACAUUCAUCAGCUUCCUCCUCACAGACUUACUGAAAUCCGUCGCUUUUUUGAAGAUUACAAGAAGAAUGAGAACAAAGAAGUUGCAGUGAAUGAAUUCCUACCUAAAGAGGCUGCCUUUGAGGCUAUCCAACACUCAAUGGAUCUAUAUGCUGAAUAUAUCAUGCACACUCUAAAAAGAUGAGGAACAUGAAUUUGUGCGAGAUAAUGGGCUGAUGAUUAUGACUAUGACUAUAACUAUUCUAAAUCCACGAUGAUUAUACAUGCACCUAUCUAUCCUGAGCAUUAUUAGGAAAUUAUGAAUUGUUUAGCUAUUUAGAAGUUUAUUAAUACCUUAAGAGGAUGAAAUUGAUAAAUUAUAAUUUCUCCCAUAAACUAUCUUUAAACAUUACUGUAAGAUUCACAACAAACUACUCCGCCUGCUGCUACUUCCAUAGAUGAGAAGUCAGAGACAAAAGUUUUUAAGUGUUAUAUGUAUUCUUCUUUCUCUUUUACUUUUUUCUUUCUUACUUUUUGUGGACUUUAAAUUUUUGCUUUUUAUUUGUG
Messenger RNA from Amaranthus tricolor (Joseph's coat), 1166 nucleotides. RefSeq names its product soluble inorganic pyrophosphatase 1-like. The record is from RefSeq and is a predicted model, not a curated record. Gene Ontology annotation, biological process: phosphate-containing compound metabolic process. The transcript has 9 exons. Gene Ontology annotation, molecular function: inorganic diphosphate phosphatase activity; magnesium ion binding. NCBI's taxonomy places the organism in Eukaryota, Viridiplantae, Streptophyta, Magnoliopsida, Caryophyllales, Amaranthaceae. Gene Ontology annotation, cellular component: cytoplasm. The coding region runs from base 154 to 804 and encodes 216 amino acids.